AUGGCUCCUGGAACACCCCCUCCUGAGAUUUCUGCUGCGGCGCGUCAGCCUUAUUCAGAGGCUGCUGAGAACAUUCCGCUGGACAAUAUGGUCGUCAAAGAAGUCAAGGUCCGCUCAGUUGAGCUAACUGACGCUGUCGCCAAAGACAAACCGAACUACCGUUCCCGAUCGCAAGUCACCCUCUGCGUGAUCAUCCUAUUCGUCACACUGAAUGGCUGCAUGAACGGAUACGACGGCUCUGUUAUGAGCUCCAUCAAUGCUAUGGACCAGUUUCACGAAUACUACGACGUUGGCAGAACUGGACCUACGAUUGGUUUCGUCAUGGCUAUCUACACUGCUGGUCAAAUUUGCGGAAGCAUCUUCUCGGCCGGAGUUAUUGACACUUUCGGUCGAAAAUACGGGAUGGCGGUUGGCUCAGCAUUCAUCAUCAUCGGCUCUGUCGUUCAAGCAACGAGCCAAACUCUUUCCGCGUUCAUAGGCGGUAGGUUCAUCGUCGGCUUCGGCGUCCCCAUGUGCACGAUUGCUGCACCAACAUACAUCGUCGAGAUGGCGUACCCCACGUGGCGAGGUCUGGCCGGCGGUCUCUACAACGUCUUGGGCUGGUACAUUGGCUCUUUGAAGAGCCCGCGUUGGCUCUUCGCUAAGCAAAAGGAUGAUGUCGCUAAGUCUGUCCUUACUAAGUACCACGGGAAUGGCAGCCCAGACUCUGCUGUCGUUAGGCUUGAAUGCGAGAAAAUCAAGUUCUCCUUGGAGGCCGAGGCAGAGCUGACUCGUGGGAGAUGGUGGGAUUACAAGAUUCUCGUCAAGAACCGCGCCAACCGGUAUCGCAUGUGGAUUCUUGUUCUGAUCACCGUCUUCAGUCAGUUCACUGGCGGUGCUGUCAUAAGCUAUUUUCUUCCAUCCAUUCUGGAAACCGUCGGCAUCACAUCAUCCUCCCAGCAGCUCCUGAUGAAUGCUUUAAACACGGUGUUCUCGUUCUGCGGCGGGAUAGUUGGCGCAUUCUUUGUUGAUAAAGCCGGUCGCCGACCCUUACUGCUCUGGGGCGUCUUUCUCUCCGGUUUGGUGUACAUCCCUAUCAACGUUCUCGCGGCUCUUUCCGGUGGUCACAUAGACACGGCAUCAGGAUACGCAUUCAUCGCCAUGAUAUUUCUGUAUGGAAUUGUCAUGUCGUUCACAUGGACACCACUUCAGGCUCUUUAUCCAGCAGAAAUUCUUAGCACCGACAUACGGGCUAAAGGAAUCGCAGCAGAUAAAUUUGUGUCAGGUAUCGCAAGUUUCAUCAACCUCUACGCGACGCCGAUUGCUCUCAAGGACAUUGGAUGGAAGACAUACACCAUUUUUCUGGUUCUUCAUUUCGUCCAUCUGGUACUGAUGUACUUCGUUACCGUUGAAACCAAAGGAAGAUCUUUGGAAGAGCUUGAGGAGAUAUUCAACGAUCCGAAACCCGUCCAGAGGAGCAAGCAGCUGAGCAGAGUUGUUGUCGGAGCUGGCGUUGGUGUCAAGGUUGCGGAUGCUUAA
Colletotrichum gloeosporioides is the source of this 1518-nucleotide messenger RNA. RefSeq names its product Lactose permease. NCBI's taxonomy places the organism in Eukaryota, Fungi, Ascomycota, Sordariomycetes, Glomerellales, Glomerellaceae. The transcript is spliced from 4 exons. The record is from RefSeq and is a predicted model, not a curated record. Gene Ontology annotation, molecular function: carbohydrate:proton symporter activity. Gene Ontology annotation, biological process: carbohydrate transport; transmembrane transport. The coding region runs from base 1 to 1518 and encodes 505 amino acids. Gene Ontology annotation, cellular component: membrane.